This is a messenger RNA of Clunio marinus, 1094 nucleotides long. Lineage: Eukaryota; Metazoa; Arthropoda; Insecta; Diptera; Chironomidae. The record is from the annotation of a GenBank genome assembly.
GUUCUAAAUUUUAAUCGCAAGCAAUUGAUUUGUAAACAAUAUAAAAUAAAAUAAAAAGUUGAUUAAGCAUUAAAGAAUAAGUUUUAAGAAUCACAAAUGGGUCGGACAAGAUCAAGAAGUAAAUCUCCAAGACGAAAACAUAAAAGUAAAAAACAUAAAACACGUCGAAGCCGUGAAUAUUCGAAUUCUAGAAGAUAUUCCUAUUCUUCAAGCAACAGUGACGAUUCAUUCAAUAAUCAUCAUCAUGGAAGAAAUAGAAAAUCACGUAAAACAGACGAAGUCGAAAGACUUACUGAAAUUGAAAGGAUAAGGAGAGCAAAAGAAGUAGAAGAACGAAUGAUUGAAGAAGCUUCUCAGAAAAGGAUUGAACUACUCAUAAAAAAGCGUGUAGAUAGCAUACUUGAAUCUAAAAAAGAGGAGAUUGAAAAAGAAAUAAAACAAAAAGUUGAAGCAGCAAAAAUUGAAAUGGAAGCUGAAUUGAUGAAAGAACUUGAAAAAAGACGACAAGAGCGUUAUAAUGAAGAAAAAAGAAGAGAGAAACGGAUUAGAGCAAAUCUUGGAAGAAACUUUUUAUUGUGUCCUUUAGCAGCUUGCUGGAAAAUUUUCAAGAUCACACUUGAUAUGUUUUUGUUAGGUUCAAUCCAAAAAUUGAUUAGCUUCAUAGAAACUGAAGAAGAGAAAAAAAAGCGUGAAGAAUUAGAAUACAUUCUCGCUGAAAAUAAUCGGAAAAUUGAAGAAGCUCAAAAGAAAUUGGCUGAAGAAAGAUUAUUAAUAAUCGAAGAGCAACGCAAAAUGGAUGAGCAAAGGCAAAAAAUGCGAAAAGAACAAGAGAAAAGGAUAAAAGAGGAACAGAAAAUUAUUCUUGGUAAGGGAAAUUCGCGUCCAAAACUAAGUUUCAGCAUUAAACCGGGAAUUUAAUAUUGCUCCGAGUAUUUUAUGGUGCAAUCUUCCAUAAAAUUUUAUCUAAAACUUUCUUUUUUUCCACCUGCAAUGUAAAGUUUUUUGCUCAAAAAUAACUUUUUGAAUGGACUUUAAAGAAUAUUUCAUUUUCAUUAUUUAAUAAACAAAUCAUUGCUCUGAAAAUUAAAUAUAAA